CUGGCCAGUGGGCAAGUUCAGCUGAGAAAUACGCCUGCAAUGUCUUCAGGUCAAGGUUCAAAGGCGAAGGGGAAGAAGGCUGGUGUUGUUCCCAAGACUGAAGGUCAUGAGUCCAUCCAGGCCACACCCCACAGCGACAUGAAUAGUAGAGCUGGACCUAGCCAUGCAUUGGUGCCACAUCAAGCAUCACAGGCCACACAGGAAAACACAAUGCUUGGUCCAAAAGGAUACACAGUGAAACCUAUAGUUCCAGCCAAAAACCCAGAGCUUAUCUCUGUUGCAAAAGCGAUGCAUAGAGAUGAAUUUGGGAUUCGAGUGAAGGAAUUAUUUGAUCCAGAGAGGGAAGCAGCAUUAGAUGCACUUCAGACAGGAAUUUAUAUUGGAUGGCGAUGCCCUGAAUUCAAUUGGGAUUGCAUUCGUGUUGGAGUGAAAUCAAAGUGCUUUUGUGGACACCCCCUUGCUGAACAUGAACAUUUUACUGGUACCAGUGAACAAGUGCCCUGUGCAGUCUCAGGCUGCCAGUGCCAGGCUUUUGCCUUCAUUCCAUCUCGCCCUGAAGACGUAGGUGAAUUCUGGCUUAGAAAGCGAAAAAACUUCAACCCAAGCACCUGGAGAGCCAAGUGCCGCUGUAAACACAACCAUGAAGAGCAUAAAUCCACUGGAAGUCAUAAGUGCAACAUCAGUGGUUGUACCUGUUCAAGCUUUGAGUCAAAUUUCCUCUGUGCCGCCUGUGAUAAACAUUGGGAACAACAUAAUACGUUCUUUGAAACAGAAAGAAAUAGAAAAGAAGCUGGACUUCCAUAUGGUGAAGCUUACUUGCCCUUUGCAGAGAUGCCCAACUUACGAAAUGCAGUACUAUCCGGGAAUGAGAAGGAUGACUCAGCAUACCAGAACAUCACUAGCGGCACUGGGCCCUAUUCACGUCUUGGACCUUCUUCCAACUCUGCUAGGCCUGUUUUACCAUCAAACGAGAACACGGCGGAGUUCUGAGCUGUCGGUAAUUAGUACCUACAGAUGUCACUGAAUAAAACAUCAUACAGUCAUGUCUAUCUUGUCUACAAUCCAUGGAUUCAUUGGUAGUUAAAAAAGACUGAUUGCAAAAGCAUACAAGUAUUUUAAAGCUGCUUCCAAUUUCAAAAUAGGAAGAACAGGAGAUCAUUCUGUUGAAAAGUCUAUAGUUGCAAAAUACCGUGAAAACUCUCAGUUCCUGUAUGAAGUUGUGCUGGUCAUCACAGCUUGUUGUUGACCAUAACGCCAGGGAGGCACCAAGAUAGCGUAGUGAUUAGCAUGAUGCUUUUACAGCUCGGGACGUCAGAAUUCAGAUUUCAAUGUUUGUACCUUCUUCCUGUGAGAGCGUGGGUUUCCUAGGAAGUGCUGGUCAGUGGGCUAAUUGGUUGUUGUAAAUUGUCAUGUGAUUUGGCUGGGGUUGAAGAAGUGGGUUGCUGAGCAAUGCAGCUUGUUGGGUCACAGGGGCUUGUCCCACACUGUUAUCUCUAAAUAAAUAAGUAAUGUUGGUUUGGAAAAAACAAUGACCUAAUAGUUAAUGGCCUAGCACUGAGUUUGCAAAUUUUGUAGAACCAUUUCUCCCAAUCUGGCAUCAAUAAAAGUUCCAAUGGGUAUUCAUGACAUCCGCAAACAGGAUGACGCAGCUGAAGAGGUCUUCAAUCAUUCCACCCACGGGACAUACCAAUGUAGAAACUGAAAAUUCCAUUCAUUGGAAUUCACAUAAAAUCUAAAAUAUUUUAAAACUUUUGGUCUCAUCAGAAAAAUUUAUUGCAAGAUGGCCUACUGUUUCUUUGCUUUGUAAAUGCCAGACUGUUAUCGAUGUUAUUUUGGGAGGAACCAUUAAAGAAAAUAAAUUAUAUUUCAACCGAGAUGCAGCUCCUGAGAGUGUGUUAGGGAUCUGGAAAUGUGGCUUGAUGCGCUACUGCUUAUUAGGGAGAGUGAACAAGGAGAUUGAUAGGAGCUACAAGGAGUUAGUCACCCCGAGGCUGCAGGAAUUAGAUAAUUGGGUGACUGUCAGGGAAGUGAAGGGAAGAGCUCAGAUAGUAGAGUACACCCCUGUGGCCAUCCGCCUUAGUAACUGUUUUCUUGUUUGGAUACAGUUGAGGGGAGUGACCUGACAGAAGACGACCAUGGCAAUCGGGUCUCUGGCACUGAGCCUGGUUCCAUGGCACAGAAGGGAGAGAAGAAGAUAAGAGAUGUGGUAGUCAUAGGGAUUCCAUAGUGAGGGGAACAGACAGGAGGUUCUGUCAGCCUGAUAGAGAUACCUGCAUGGUGUGCUGCCUCCCAGGUGCCAGGGUACGGGAUGUCUCAGAUUGGCUGCAGAGUAUUCUGAAGGGAGAGGGUGAACAGCCAGAAGUCUUGGUACACGUUGGUACCAAUGACAUUGAGAGAAAAGGGGAUGAAGUCCUGAAGAGAGAAUUCAGGGAGUUGAGUAGGAAGGUGAAAAGGAUUGCUGCUAACGAGUGCAAGAAUAACAUGAUCAAGCAUAUUAAUGUGUGGCUUAGAGACUGGUAUAGGAGGCAGGAUCCUGGUUCCUAGAUCACUGGGGCCUCUUCUGAGAGUGGUACGACCUGUACAAAAAGGCCGAGUUACACCUGAACCCAAAGGGGUCCAAUAUCCUAGCGGGCAGGUUUAAUAGAGCUGCUAGGGAGGGCUUAAACUAAUUUGGCGGGAGGAUGGGAACCGGAUUGAUAGGGCUGAGGAAGGGGAAAACAGAAAUAAAUCAAAGAUAGCUUGCAACAGAGAUAAUAGAAAGGACAGGCAGGAGAUGAGGCACAAUCACAGCCAGUGGCAUGAGGUACAGGGCAAUAGAGGUGUGGUGCAGUUAAAACAGAAAGCAACAAAUACUGGACUGAAAGUGUUAUAUUUGAAUGCACGCAGCAUAAGAAGUAAAAUGGAUGAUCUUGAAAUUCAGCUACAGAUUGGCAAGUAUGACGUUGUGGCCAUCUCUGAAACUUGGCUAAAGGAUGGCUGCCAUUGGGAGCUGAACGUCCAAGAAUAUACAGUGUAUCAGAAAGAUAGGUUAGUAAACAGAGGGGAUGGUGUGGCCCUGUGCAUAAGAAAUAAUAUUAAAUUAUUAGGAAGGGAUGGCAUAGAAUCGGAAGGUAUAGAAUCUCAUUGGGUUGAAUUAAGAAAUGGCGAGGAUAAAAGGAUCCUAAUGGCAGUUGUAUACUGGCCUCUAAACAGCAGCUGGGAUGUGGAUUACAAAUUACAGCAGGAGAUAGAAAAGGUGUGUCAGAAGGGCAAUGUCAUGAUAAUCGUUGGGGAUUUUAACACGAAAGUGGAUUGGGAAAACCAGGCCAGUACUGGACCUCAAGAGAGAGGAUUUGUAGAAUGUCUAAAGGGUGGCUUUUUAGAACAGCUUGUUGUUGAGCCCACUAGGGGAUCGUCUGUGUUAAAUUGUGUGUUGUGCAAUGAUCCAGAGGUGAUAAGAGAGCUUAAGGUUAAGGAACCCCUUAGGGAACAGUGAUCACAAUAUGAUCGAGUUCACUUUGAAAUCUGAGAAGGAGAAACUAAAUUCCAAUGUGUCGGUAUUUCACUGGAAUAAAAGAAAUUACAAUGGCAUGAAAGGGGAGCUGACCAAAGUUGACUGGAAAGGGACACUAGCAGGAACGACAGCAGAGCAGCAAUAUCCAAAUAAGAAGAAUUUUCAAAUGGAAGAUUACCAUGGCUGACAAGUGAAGUCAGAGCCAAUGUAAAAGCAAAAGAGAGGGCAUUGAUGGACUUGAUGACUGGAAAAUGGCAAAUGUUACUCCGCUAUUUAAGAAGGGUGGGAGGCAGCAGAUAGGAAACUAUAGACCUGCUAGCCUGACAUCAGUGGUUGGGAAGUUAUUGGAAUCGAUUGUUGGGGAUGAGAUUAUGGAGUACCUGGACGCACAUGACAAGAUAGGCCAAAGCCAGCAUGGUUUCCUGAAAGGAAAAUCCUGCCUGAUUAACCUACUGCAAUUUUUUGAGGAAAUUACAAGCAGGGUAGACAAAAGACAUGCAGUAGAUGUGGUGUACUUGGAUUUUCAGAAGGCUUUUGACAAGGUGCCCCACAGGAGGCUGCUGAGCAAGAUAAGAACCCAUGAAAGGUACUAGCAUGGGUAGACCAUUGGCUGAUCAGCAGAAACCAGAAUAAAGGGAUCCUAUUCUGGCUGUCUGCCGGUUACCAGUGGAGUUCUACAGGAGUCAGUGUUGAGACUGCUGCUUUUUAAGAUGUAUGUCAAUGAUUUGGACUAUGGGAUAUAUUAGUCAGAGAAUGGUAAAUCUGUGGGAUUUGUGGAGGCCAAGUCAUUGGGUGUAUUUAAGGCAGAGAUAGAUGGGUCUUGAUUAGCCAGGGCAUCAAAGGGUAUGAGAAAGCAGUGGAGUGGGGAUGACCGGAAGAAUUGCAUCAGCCCCUGAUUGAAUGGUGGAGCAGACUUGAUGGACCGAAUGGCCUACUUUUGCUCCUAUAUCUUAUGAGCUUAUGAAUUGUCAUGACGAAACCAUAGUAUUUUUUUUGAAAUUACAUAUAGAAUUAGGGGAGAGAGAUAUAAAGCACUAAAAUUUGUUUUAGAAUAGAAGACAGAAUGUCAGUGGAUCAUAGAUGUUCUGAUAUGGAGUCUUUGAUCAGAAACAUUAAACAAUCUUUUCACGGA
This is a messenger RNA of Hypanus sabinus (Atlantic stingray), 4625 nucleotides long. Its product is annotated as protein FAM221B-like. The transcript has 7 exons. NCBI's taxonomy places the organism in Eukaryota, Metazoa, Chordata, Chondrichthyes, Myliobatiformes, Dasyatidae. The record is from RefSeq and is a predicted model, not a curated record. The coding region runs from base 40 to 990 and encodes 316 amino acids.